Penicillium subrubescens is the source of this 1221-nucleotide messenger RNA. Its product is annotated as tryptophan synthase subunit beta. Gene Ontology annotation, biological process: L-tryptophan biosynthetic process. The coding region runs from base 1 to 1221 and encodes 406 amino acids. Gene Ontology annotation, cellular component: cytoplasm. Gene Ontology annotation, molecular function: tryptophan synthase activity. The record is from RefSeq and is a predicted model, not a curated record. Lineage: Eukaryota; Fungi; Ascomycota; Eurotiomycetes; Eurotiales; Aspergillaceae. The transcript has a single exon.
AUGCCAUCAACUCAAAGUUCUUACUUCCAAAGCUACCCCAAUGCCGAAGGAUAUUUCGGUCAGUUUGGCGGCAACCAUUAUCCACCCGAACUUCGGCCAGCACUAGAAGAACUGGCCAGCAGCUAUGAGGAGCUUCGUCAAACGCCAGAAUUCCAGCAAACUCUCAACAAAGUGCGAGGCGGGCUUCAAGGGCGACCAACCCCGAUACAUCACCUCGAAAAUAUUUCCAAUCAGGUCGCGGGCGCCCAGAUCUUCAUUAAGCGAGAAGAUCUCAACCACACGGGCGCACACAAAAUCAAUCACUGUGUUGGCUUCGCCCUUCUCGCCAAGAAAAUGGGCAAGAAUAAACUAAUUGCUGAGACUGGAGCUGGCCAACACGGCGUCGCGCUGGCAACUGCAGCUGCCUACUUUGGCCUUGAAUGCGAAGUCCACAUGGGGGAGAUGGAUAUCAGUAAGCAAAGUUCAAAUGUCGGUCGCAUGCAGCUGCUCGGCGCACGUGUGGUACCAGCAACUACCGGCCAGUCCGCGCUGAAGGAUGCCAGCGAUUCCGCAUUCAACGCGUAUGUUGAGCAACAUGAGCACGCGCUCUAUGCGAUCGGAUCGGCUAUCGGGCCACAUCCAUUCCCAAUGAUUGUUAGAGACUUCCAAGCUAUAGUUGGUCGUGAGGCCCGCGAGCAGUUUAUCUCCAUCACAAAUGGAAGCUUACCCGAGCAUGUUGUUGCCUGCGUCGCAGGCGGUUCCAAUGCGAUGGGUAUAUAUUCUGGCUUCAUUGAUGAUCCAGAUGUUGCUUUGCACGCAGUAGAGCCUCUUGGCAUAUCUGAUGAACUAGGCCAACACGCAGCGACGCUAUCAUAUGGAAGACCGGGAACCUUGCAUGGCGCUCGAUCACUUGUGCUACAGAAAGACGACGGUACGUCUGCUGAUGUCUCCUCUAUCGCAUCAGGACUCGCCUACCCCGGCGUUGGUCCAGAGAUUGCAAUGCUCCAUGAAACCGGUCGGGUUUGCAUCGCAGCGAUUUCCAACGAGGAAGCCAUUAGUGCAUUGUUCCGCAUGGCAAAGUUCGAGGGAAUCAUCCCCGCCUUGGAAAGUGCGCAUGCCUUAGCGUUUGCGAUCCGCUUGGCUUCACGGCGUCCUUCAUCUGAACGAAUACUGGUCAACCUUUCAGGGCGUGGCGACAAGGAUGUUGAGUUCGUACUUGAGAACUAUGGGACAGGCGCCUAA